This is a messenger RNA of Mandrillus leucophaeus (drill), 2045 nucleotides long. RefSeq names its product zinc finger protein 485 (gene ZNF485). Gene Ontology annotation, molecular function: DNA-binding transcription repressor activity, RNA polymerase II-specific. Lineage: Eukaryota; Metazoa; Chordata; Mammalia; Primates; Cercopithecidae. Gene Ontology annotation, biological process: negative regulation of transcription by RNA polymerase II. The coding region runs from base 189 to 1514 and encodes 441 amino acids. The transcript is spliced from 5 exons. The record is from RefSeq and is a predicted model, not a curated record.
CGCUUCCGGUCCGGUCCGCCCCCGCGUGGGGCGAGAGCUGCACCAGCAGCUGGCUGGUAGCUACUGUCUGGACAGCGUGGCGUGGUCGCUGUCUCUCUGGGUGUGCAGCUCCGCAGCCCUGCCGGCUAGGUUUGAUUGACUUACGCAGAAUUCUCUGCCCUUGCCUGGGAGAACAGUUCAGGAGACAGAUGGCCCCAAGAGCCCAGAUCCAGGGACUGCUGACAUUUGGGGAUGUGGCCGUGGCCUUUACCCGGAUUGAGUGGAGACACCUGGAUGCUGCUCAGCGGGCCCUGUACAGGGAUGUGAUGCUGGAGAACUAUGGGAAUCUGGUGUCUGUGGGGCUUCUCUCUUCCAAACCAAAACUAAUCACUCAGUUGGAGGAAGGGGCAGAGCCCUGGAUGGAGGUGCGAGAGGCUCCAUCAGGCCCACGUGCAGUCCAGGAUUACUGGUUUGAAACAAAGAUGUCAGCCCUAAAGCAAAGCACUUCUGCAGGAUCUGUUGUGGGAGAGCGAAGGAAAAGUGUCAUGAUGGAAAAAGGCCUGGACUGGGAGGGCAGAAGCUCCACAGAGAAGAACUAUAAGUGCAAGGAAUGUGGGAAAGUCUUCAAAUACAAUUCGUCCUUCAUUAGCCACCAGAGAAAUCAUACCAGUGAGAAACCACAUAAGUGUAAAGAAUGUGGCAUCGCCUUUAUGAACAGUUCAUCCCUUUUAAAUCACCAUAAGGUUCAUGCAGGCAAACAGCCUUAUAGAUGUGUUGAAUGUGGGAAGUUCCUGAAGAAGCACUCAACGUUUAUCCACCAUCAGAGAAUUCAUUCUAGGGAGAAACCCCACAAAUGCAUUGAAUGUGGAAAAACUUUCAGAAAGAACUCAAUCCUUUUAAGUCAUCAGAGAAUUCAUACUGGCCAGAAGCCCUACAAAUGUAAUGACUGUGGGAAAGCCUUCGCUCAGAAUGCAGCCCUUACUCGUCAUGAAAGAAUACACAGUGGAGAGAAACCUUUUAAAUGUAACGAGUGUGGGAGAGCUUUCAGGGAUAACUCAACUGUGUUGGAACAUCAGAAAAUCCAUACUGGUGAGAAGCCAUAUCAGUGUAAUGAAUGUGGAAAAGCCUUUAGGAAGAGCUCAACUCUUGUUAGUCACCAAAGAAUGCAUACUGGAGAGAAACCCUAUCACUGCAGUAAAUGUGGAAAAUCUUUCAGGUAUAGCUCAUCCUUUGCUGGUCAUCAGAAAACUCAUAGUGGAAAUAAACCCUAUCAGUGUCGUGACUGUGGGAAGGCCUUUACAAAGAGCUCAACCCUUACUGGACAUCAGAGAAUUCAUACUGGAGAAAAACCCUAUCACUGUAAGAAAUGUGGGAAAGCCUUUCGGCACAGCUCAGGCCUUGUUGAACAUCAGAGACUCCAUACUGGGGAAAAACCUUAUAAAUGUAAUGAAUGUGGGAAAGCUUUUCCCCAAAGUUCAGCCCUUAAACAACAUAAGGAAAUUCAUAACAAAGAAAGAGCCACGAAAUGUAGUUAGUGUGGCAAAUUGUGCAGAGUAGUUUAUUCCUUCUGACCGUCAUAGAGGAGACAUUAAAUAAAUCAUGCAUUUAACAGAAAUACUCUGUGUACUUCUGCGAGAACAUCUCACUUGUGAGGAUAUUCAUUGUGAGGUUUGUACUAGUGAAAUAUUUGAAUAAGCUAAAUGUAUGUCAGUACGGAAGUAGUUAUAGCAUACUGCGUGCUAAUUGAAAAGAAUGAGGUGGAGCUGUAAAUACUGUACAAAGCCAGGCAUGGUGGCAUAUGCCUGUAGUUCCAGUUGCUUGGGAGGCUGAGACAGGAGGAUUGCUUAAGCCCAGGAGUUUGAGUCUGUAAUGCACUAUGAUUGUGUGUGUGAAUAGCCACUGCACUCCAGCCUGGGCAACAUAGCAAGACUCCAUCUCUAAGUAAAAAAAUACGACAGUAAAAAUAUCCCCAUGAUACCUUGUUAAGUUAAAGAAGCAAGUUGCAGGAAACCUAUAUUAUAUGCAUUCAAAAAGACCUGGAAAAAUAAAGACCAAUCUUAACAGCA